Molecule: messenger RNA, 7275 nt
Organism: Pristis pectinata (smalltooth sawfish)
Lineage: Eukaryota; Metazoa; Chordata; Chondrichthyes; Rhinopristiformes; Pristidae
Gene: hdac5
Product: histone deacetylase 5
Exons: 27
Coding region: 305-3601 (1098 amino acids)
Biological process (GO): chromatin organization; negative regulation of transcription by RNA polymerase II
Cellular component (GO): histone deacetylase complex
Molecular function (GO): histone deacetylase activity
Source: RefSeq, a predicted model, not a curated record
CGGGAUGUUGUUGUGCGGCGGCGGUGGAAGAUGGCGGAGUGUGGAGUUUGACAGCGAGUGCAGGCAGCGGGGAAUUAAAACAGCGAGCGUCGCCCGGCCCUGGCACAGCGGACACCCACCGACUGGCCGAGCCAAGAAUUACACCUGAGAGUAAUUACACGUACCUGAUGUAGCAAGGGAUACCAGCCUAAUGUAGAAAAUCAGCAGCAUCAGCACCAUCUCGAAUCUCAGCAGGAUCUAUUGGUUUGUGUAUUGCGAACAAAGUCGUUGAGUGGCAAGUACUUCCAUCUUGACCAUUUGAAUCAUGAGCUCACCAGAUAACACAGAUGGUGUAUCUGGACGAGAGCAGCCCCUAGAACUGUUGCCACAAAAUCGGAUACACACCAUGCCAACCUCAGCAGUUGAAGUUAAAUCCUCCCUGCCUGUCACUAUGCAGACUGCCACUCCAGUUGACUUGAGGACAGAUCCAAGAAUCCCAGUUUCAAAUGUUGACCCUCUUCUUCGCGAACAACAGCUGCAACAUGAACUAUUGAUGCUUAAGCAGCAGCAACAGAUCCAGAAGCAGCUAUUAUUUGCUGAAUUCCAGAAACAACAUGAACACCUAACAAGGCAGCAUGAGGUUCAAAUUCAGGAACAUUUGAAGCAACAACAGGAGAUCCUAGCUGUGAAGCGUCAGCAAGAAUUGGAACAACAACGCAAGCUUGAACAGCAACGGCUUGAAGAAUUGGAGAAACAGAGGCUGGAGCAGCAGUUGCUUAUGCUUCGGAACAAAGAGAAAGGCAAGGAAAGUGCAAUAGCUAGUACAGAAGUCAAACUAAAACUUCAGGAGUUCCUAUUAAGUAAAACAGCUUCAAAGGAUUCUAUGACCAGUGGACUGAAUCAUUCCAUCCCCCAGCAUCCAAAAAACUGGGGAGCCCAUCAUGCAUCACUGGACCAGAGCUCCCCACCCCAGAGUACAACACCUCCCACCUACAAAGUCCCAUUGCUGGGAUCGUAUGAUGGUAAAGAUGACUUUCCACUUCGAAAAACUGCUUCCGAACCUAAUUUGAAGGUGCGUUCCAGAUUAAAACAGAAAGUGGCUGAAAGGAGAAGCAGCCCAUUAUUGAGGAGGAAAGAUGGCACAAUAAUUAGCACAUUCAAGAAGAGAGCUAUAGAAAUUACAGUUUCCUCAGUCUGUAACAGUGCUCCUGGGUCUGGCCCUAGCUCUCCGAACAAUUCAAACAAUAUUCCUGCAGAGAACGGAACAACCGGUUCUGUACCCAAUAUUCAUGCUGAGCAUAUGCCGCCACAUCACAAAGCAGUAAACACUGAUGGGUCAGCAAGUCAGCUCAGCCUCUACACAUCCCCUUCUCUGCCUAACAUUUCCCUGGGGCUCCCAGCAACAGUCACAGCAUCCAACUCACAGAUCAAUCCCUCGCAAAAGAUAUCAGCCCAACAAGAAGCAGAGCGACAAGCUAUUCAGUCUUUGCGUCAAGGUGGUGCCUUAACAGGGAAGUUUAUGAGUACCACUUCACUACCAUCCUGCUUGCCGACAACUGCAAUUGAAGGAGAAGCCAAUACUCACAGUCACCCCUCCCUUCUACAACACGUGCUGCUACUGGAACAGGCUCGACAACAAAAUGCUUUAAUAGCUGUGCCACUGCAUGCUCAGUCACCACUGGUAACAGGUGAGAGAGUUUCAACCAGUCUUCGAACAGUGAACAAGCUGCCUCGACACCGCCCACUCAGUCGAACUCAGUCAGCUCCUCUACCCCAGAGUCCACAGGCCUUGCAGCAGCUGGUGAUGCAGCAACAACACCAACAGUUUUUGGAGAAACAGAAACAGUACCAACAACAACUGCAGCUUAAGAUGCUUUCCAAGUCAAGUGAACAACCUCGGCAGCCUCCAAGUCACCCUGAGGAGACGGAAGAAGAAUUGUGUGAGCAACAAGAAAUGCAAGAGGAUCAGCCACCUCCAAGAAGCAGCAGCAUUAAUACUGGAGGAAGUGAAGCAGCAGAUGAAAAUCCUGAACAGGAUGCAAUGCAAGUGAAGGAUGAGCCACCAGAUAGUGAAGAGGAAGAUCAAUUAGAAGAUCAGAAAGAAGUUGAGGAGCAACCUUUGCAAUUUAAUCAGCAGCAAUUCUUGGACCAGCAACGCAUGCAAAAGCUUCAUGUGUAUCAGGCUUCAGUAGCUAUGGGAAGCAUGUCUGUGACAGACAGGCAUCAACCACUCUGCAGAGCCCAGUCCUCUCCAGCAACUGCAAACUUAAAAAAUCCUAGUACUGAGAAGCCUGUCAAGCACCUUUUCACUACUGGUUUGGUUUAUGAUACAUUUAUGCUGAAACACCAGUGCACUUGUGGAAAUACUAACAACCAUCCAGAACAUGCAGGAAGAAUACAGAGUGUCUGGUCUAGGCUUCAGGAAACAGGGUUGCUCAACAAGUGUGAGCGAAUUCGAGGUAGAAAAGCAACUUUGGAUGAAAUUCAAACUGUGCAUUCAGAACACCACACAUUGUUGUAUGGCACCAGCCCUCUGAACAGACAAAAACUAGACAGUAAGAAGUUGCUAGGUCCUAUUACACAGAAGAUGUAUGCACUGCUACCCUGUGGUGGACUUGGGGUGGACAGUGACACUGUGUGGAAUGAGAUGCAUUCUUCUAGUGCUGUUCGCAUGGCAGUUGGCUGUGUCAUUGAACUCUCAUUCAAGGUGGCUGCAGGGGAACUCAAGAAUGGUUUUGCUGUUGUCAGACCACCCGGACAUCAUGCAGAAGAAUCCACUGCAAUGGGAUUUUGCUUUUUCAACUCGGUGGCAAUUUCAGCUAAACUACUCAAGCAGAAACUUAACAUUGGAAAAAUCUUAAUUGUGGAUUGGGAUAUUCACCAUGGAAAUGGCACACAGCAGGCCUUUUACAAUGAUCCUAAUGUGUUGUACAUUUCUCUUCAUCGAUAUGACGAUGGAAACUUCUUUCCCGGCAGUGGUGCCCCAGAUGAAGUUGGAACAGGACUUGGAGUAGGAUUCAAUGUCAAUAUUGCUUGGACAGGUGGUGUGGAUCCCUCUAAUGGAGAUGUGGAGUACUUGACAGCUUUCAGGACGGUUGUGAUGCCCAUAGCCAAUGAGUUUUCUCCUGAUGUUGUGUUGGUGUCUGCUGGCUUUGAUGCUGUAGAAGGACAUCCCUCACCUCUUGGUGGAUACUCUGCAACAGCCAAGUGUUUUGGCUACCUGACCAAACAGCUGAUGAAGUUAGCUGCAGGACGUGUGGUUCUUGCUUUGGAAGGAGGACAUGAUCUCACUGCCAUCUGUGAUGCAUCUGAGGCCUGUGUUUCAGCCCUGCUGGGUAAUGAGCUGGAUCCUCUGCCUCAAGAAAUACUUCAGCAAAAACCCAAUGCAAAUGCAGUAGCAUCACUAGAGAAAGUUAUUGAAAUUCAAAGCAAGCACUGGAGUUCGGUGAAGCGCUUUGCUUCCACAGUGGGUUACUCACUGCUGGAGGCCCAAAAGCACGAGAAAGAAGAAGCAGAAACUGUUACAGCAUUAGCCUCUCUAACAGUAGACACAGAGCAGAGCAGUUCUGUACCAGAGGCCAGGCAAGGGGAUGAACCAAUGGAAGAAGAGCCAGCAAUGUAAAGUGCCAAUGGUCAUAUUACUGUCACCUAUGUGAAUCUUUCUUGUAACCUCCUUUAAAGUCUAUCAGACAUACAGUGUCCAUUGUCUGCCUCUGACAGUGUUAUUGUAUUGAACUUGAACUGUUGUGAAAAACAUCUAGUCUUCAAGCUAGAUUCACUAGCCAAUCUGUCUGUAUUUGAAGACCUGAAAUUGAAGAGUUUAAAGGGACACCGCAGCUUUGUAUUUCUUCAAAGUUCAUCUGUUCUCCCUUAAGGGAGAAUAAUGUUUUAAAGGUUACAAAACACUGGAGGCUUUGAUUUCAGAUCCCUAGCCUAAAUGCAGUGGUAAGAUAUUAGCGUUUGAAAUGCUUAUGAGAGUUGAUGAAUCGGCUUCCUGGAGGAUGUUGCAAAGCAGGAAAGAGAAAAGGAUGGGGAGGAAGCAGUAUAAUAAUUUUGUCAGGAAAAUUGAAAGGAAUUUGUGCCUUUAAAAAAAAUGGUUGAAACUCACAACUUCAUUUUUAAAUGCCUUAAUUUACAUCAAUGAAAUACUGCUGUUGAUUUUUGGAACAUAGUCAAAAAUGGCAUGAUCAUCUGAUUGAAAAAUCUUCAGCUACUUUUAGUCACAGAUGAACAACACCCCUCUCUGUAUAAACAUUUGGUUUGUUUAUUUAUUUCUUUUUGUAAAAUUUCUUAAACUUUAUUUGUGUAUUUGCUGAUGACCAACUGUUGAUGAGUUUGUUUCUGUUUAGUUGUGUAAAUAGUCUUGUAAUAUUGUCAUAUAUGUCCUUUGAAGUUCUCCAGUUGCCGUUUGAAGAACCCUAAUUUUGGUUCCCUUCUUUGUUACCUUAAAAUUUUAAAAUUUAAGAAGAGAGGUUAACACAAUAUAAUUUUCAUACAAUUUUAUUGUUUAUAUAUUCUGAAAAUUGUUAUUUUUGUCUUUUUUUUUACUCCUAAUAUGUUUAAGGGGCUUGUAGUUUCUGCUGGGUAAAGUGGCUUGCUGUUUGCUUUUUGUAUUGAGGUUCACCUGGCAAGGAGAACCAGACUGAGCUCUUUGGACUGCAGGUCUAACUUUGGAAUAUUUUCAACUGAACUUCUGAGGUUCUUUUAACCAUUUUCCUUCACAAAGAGUAGUGUUUAAUUUGAGCACCAAACUCGUAGAAUUCAUAUUUCAAUCAAGAAGGCUAUAAGUGAUGAUGUAUGUUUUAUCUUAAUGCUUUUCUAAAACUAGAAGGCAAACUAAUUAAGUCAGCAGGAUUUUAUAAGAGCGGGUACAAUGAUUGUUGAAUUGUGGCACUAAAUGUAAUGUCCAGAUGGAAGCAAGUUGAUAACCUUGAUAAUUUUGUGUGACUGAAUUGAUGCAUUUAGUGGUAGGAGUUCUAUUAGAUACAUGCUUUUUAAAGGCUUACAGAAGACAGCUACGUACUCAUGUGAUUGUAGUAGUUGAACAGUGGGGGAUUUCACUCUUUCAUUGCACAGUAAAUCUUAAAAUAGGUUAUUUUUGUGUUUUUUAAAAAGUCAGAACAUUUUACUACUUUGGCAGGUAAUUCAAAACAUGACAUAAUAGUUGAUUAACAAGCCAAUUUGUGAACCCCGGUAAAAUAAUGAAAGAGUUUCACAAACUGGUUUAUGCAAAAUGUUAAAUAUUUAAUAAUGUAAAGGUUAUAGAGAAGUAGGCUUUAUAGUUUCACAGUAGAGAAAAGAUGUGUUACUUGAUGAGGAAUAGGUGAGAGACACCAUUGACUGAAUGAAUGUUUGUGGACAUUGUCCUGCUGUUAAACCAAUAUUUACAAAAAUAUAAAAUACCAUCAAAGAGACCUUGAAUGACAGACUGGACCUGUGUUAUACACGGUAGUAGUUGUUUCAAUAGACAGACAGCUAUAAGAUUGAUUCAGUGAAUCUGUAAAUGAUUGAAGUGAAAGGCUGGGCCUCUCAAUACAGGUUAAUUAAGAAUUGCUGCCGUACUUGGGUUGGCCAUAGAAGGUAAAAGAAGUGCAUCCAUGCAUUUCACAACAGUAAAUGAAGCUUUACUUGCCAUCUGCAACAUUGGCGUGAAUUUUGUAAAAUGGUGUUUUUUUUCACGCAAGCAGCUUGGUAUUGAUGUAUUUUAGUAAACAAAAUAUAUUUUACAUUUUUAGCUUAAAGACAUACAAUAUAAAUAAUUGUAUAUAUAGAAUAUAUUGUUUAAAUUCAUAGAUUUGCUGCUGUUUGGGUGGAUUAAAUACUAUAACUUUUUCAAUAAUGACUUUGGGUGGAUAUAGUAAUGUUAAAGUCUCAGCUGGAAUGCAAUUGAAAAUUCCAGUUUUAACAGUUAUUGCGUACAUUCCUCUUUCAGUUUUAGUUGAAUCCAGUUUUCAUUCCUCUAUUUAUGAAGUGAUGGAAAGCUUUAACAAGAAGUUGCUUUGAUUUUGGGGUCCACUGGAUGGGCUUUUCUGACCAUAAGAAUGCUGCAGCGUAUUAGCUUCAAGAUGAAAGAGCGGUUUCAUUAGAUAGUGUGAUUUGAUAUGAAAUAUGGAUUUCAUGGUGACCUUAUAAAUGUACAAGACUGGGGUAAAGAUGGGAGGUUGUUUAAAUUAUUUGUUCAGAUCUUAAUGUUUGUACAAAAAAUUGUGCUGUUACAUUGUUUUAAAUACAGUUUAAAGAUAAAUAUAACAUGACUGCUCAGCUGUAAGAUGGAGGAGGUGAUGUGUUUUAAACAGUGAAACUGGGUUUCCUGUACAAAUAUUGAUUUUUCCAAUGUGUGCCUAGUGUCUGGAAAAUGCUUCUUCCAGAGCCAACCCUGUAGAUUUUAGUGAUAGAUGGACUUGCUUCAUAAUUUUUCUCUUCCAUCAAAUGCCUUCAACAGAAGAUUGAUAUUCGAUACUAAAUAUAAGUAAAAAGGCCAUUCUAAUUAAUUACCUGGUUUCUAUAAGCAUUCUAACUGGGAGAGGUGCAGUCAUUAUUUCCCUUUAGGAUUCUCUACAGGUGCAAAGUUACUUUGCCAAAAUUCUGUAUGCUAGAUUUUCCACUAGGGUAUAGCUUGGUGUUCAAAUGUACAAUUAUAAUAGACAUCUCUGUUGGAGGAACAAAGAAGCAAGUUUUGAUGACAGCUUGCAUUACACUGUAUAACAGCAGAGUGCAGAUAUAGCUUGUGUUAUUAAAUUGUACUGUGUUGCUUUAACCUUUUCACCAAUACAGUCUUGGCAACCAUAAUUGACUAUGGAAUAUUUUUUUUCCUGUUGAUUUUAUUCUGCCUUGAUAUAUAUUUGUUCCAAUGAGGUAAAAAGCCUUUAUCUAGAAAUCUCCUGGAGGAUGGAUGUAUCGAUGUGGUGAAACAGUCUGUCUAUAACCAUUUCCUUGCUAUGUUGGCAACAAUCUAUUUGAAUUUAUUUUCAAAUAUAUAACUACAAAAAAAUGUUAAAUUUGCAUUUAAACCACAUUUUAUUGUUUUUGUAUCCAUUGACACCACCCAGUGUCACUAAUAGAAUUGUCAAUAAGUUAAAUGUCUGUAUUUAGGUGAAGUGCUAAGUGUGUGUAUAGUGAUUUAUUAACAGUAUUGUAUUGUAGCAGGUGUUUAUAAUUUUUGUCAUAAUCAAACUGAUGUAAAUCUCAGAUUUCCUUCUCCCUCUCUCACUCCAUCUUCCCUUUCUGUAUUGUUUGGAGUCCAGUAUUUUGUAUCAUGUUAUAACAUUUGUGUUUGUGUAAAUAAAAUAAUUUGUU